Messenger RNA from Ectocarpus siliculosus, 1744 nucleotides. NCBI's taxonomy places the organism in Eukaryota, Phaeophyceae, Ectocarpales, Ectocarpaceae. The record is from the annotation of a GenBank genome assembly.
GCCCGACUUCUGUCUCGUAUCUGUCCUCUGCCCGCCGGAGUCGUCAAACGUUGGGCGAAGAGGGCUGCCGUAGAUCCAUCCUUGCUCGGAAGACUGGGGGAGGUGAUUGUGCGCGUUUUGCCGUGUGUUGGAAAAGUGCGGGAAACAGAGGACGUCGAGGUCCUUCGACGGUCCAAAAAACAAGUACGAAGAAGGCGAGAGGUUGUUGUGUGCGGUCGUCGUUUAAACGAAGAGCGGGAGUGAGCGGAGCUAGCCUGAGAGGGAGGAAGGCAGCCAGCUGCUGGACUGCGGAGACAAACCCAUGGCUCCACGGCGAUGGGCGUUGUGCGGGCUGGGUUACACUGCCGCGUUGGCGCUGCUAGCUUUCCAGGCACCAGCCGCUAGAGCCCAGGACUCGGACACGUGCGUGGAGGUGGUUGCGUCUAACCUAGAGGAUGACGACUUCCCUUCGGCGGACACCCUCUAUACCAACAGCCUGGGCGACGACGUGCGAGGGGAGUACAUCAGCGAGGACGGGGGUUACUUCAUCUGGUACUCCCCCACAGUUCCUACCGAGUGGACCUCAGAGACGCCAGCGGCUGGCAUCGAGGACUGUAACGGCGUUUGGGUUCUUUCCUCGUACCCCCUGGGCGACAGUUUCACGGACACUGUGUGGUACGAGGCGUCGGAUAGUCCGCAAUGCCAGACAAACCCUGCGGAGCUCACGUCGACGUGGGUCAGGGUGGAAUCGGACGGGGACGUGACUACCGAGACAACAGUAGAAGUCGUUUGCGAUACGCCGGAGGUCGUGGAUGGCGACAGCGAUGGCGGCCUUUCGAACAAGACCGUCGUCGUGCUGCUCAUCGUCGUCGGUGCGGGUUUCAUGCUGCUCAUGUGCCUGGGGGCCCUGGCGUGCUGCAUCCACAAGGGACCGCAAGCCCCCGAAGAGAACAUCUUGCCGCCUGGAGAGCUCCCGGAGGAAGGCUCUGUCAUCGGCGGAAAGGCGGGAGCCUCCACCGAGCCCGGAUUGCACGCCCACCCGGAGGUGCAGGGCGCACAACACCCCCGCCCCGAAAACUGGGCGCCUUCGUACACGUCGAAUAGGAAUGGCGCUAUCCCGACGGGGUCACGGUCUGGUCCCUCCGUUAGGUCGAUCGGAUACGCGUAAAAGAAAAGAUUGUCCCAUCCUUCGUCCUGGGAUUUAUGGAGCUUUGGACCCGUCGUAGGAUGGAUCGAACACCGGAAAAAGAAAGAGUCGUAGGUUUUGUGGCGUCCCCUGUGAAGAUGGCGCUGUGGUUAGCUUUUGGAGGUCUCUUGCUGGCUGAACGGAGAUGUGUAGUGUAGGUCUUUCUCCCUUGGGGUUAUUUAUGGGCGGGGGUACGGGGGUGAAUUCAUCGUACUGCAGACUGGGUCGAUUCGAGGAAAAAAAAAACCGUUUUUUUUGGCUGCUGACUCGCCUGGUAGAGCGGUAAAACAAAAAAGUCGGCGUUUUUGUCACGAUUUGUUCUGCGCUUGACUGUCUGGUACCACUCAGCACAUGUAGAGUUUGCUUGUCGCUUCGGCUACGCGGCAGGCUCGUUACCAGUUGUCAUACUUGGCGCUUGUCGGUUUGCUGUAGCUGUAGCGUGCACAGAACGCCAAGCAUCUCAGGCGAAAGGGGCGGAGGGGGGGGGGGUCGUCGAUGCGUAUUUUUUCAUGUAGCAUAGGUAGACUCGGGCUAGUUGAUAACGGCACGUUUAGUGACGGACACGCAGGGGAAAAUAGC